Molecule: messenger RNA, 1499 nt
Organism: Pecten maximus
Lineage: Eukaryota; Metazoa; Mollusca; Bivalvia; Pectinida; Pectinidae
Exons: 8
Coding region: 317-901 (194 amino acids)
Source: RefSeq, a predicted model, not a curated record
CCGGAGUACCCGGAGAAAAACCACCGGCCUACGUACCCCUCCGACAGUCAGACAUAGAUCAGUUAGGAAACGCAAGGAUGAAAAGAAGGAAGAAGAGGAAAGACAAACUGAAAGAUCAGAUGAAAGUGAAAGUAGACGAAGGGAAAUCACAACAGUCCACUCUGGUGAUGAAGCAGAUUCCAGAUCCGAGAAAGAUAAGAGAUUGGCUAAUACCCCUGAAGACUCUGACGGUACAGAUUCCCAGGUAUCCAGUGGAAGGCCUCCAGUCCUUGACCCUAAUGCUUCUCCACAACAGCGGGGACCGAGUCAGAAGACGAUGAUGCAAGUUCCACGAGACAGUGUGGGUGUUUGGAAGUUCGGCGAAGACAACUUUUUCACUACGGUUCCAAAUGCAUGGACUGUUUCCGAUUGCAUUGCGCAUGUAAGAAACAAAAUAGGAAGAUUCGGAUACGGUGACCUUGACCUUUUGAUCAAGAAUCGUUGCAUCAUGCUAGACAAAGGGAAGUCACUCUCAGAUUACCCUGGGUUAAAAUCACUUUACGUCAUCCGGAGACCGUCCUCCAGAGACCCACAUCCGUUCCACCAGACAUCAAGGCCUGACGACACAGAACCGUUUUCAGACGACACGUGUGUAGCGAUGUCAUGUGGCCAUGCUGUCUCUCCAGAAAACCUAUAUCUAUACGCAUGGAAAAAGAUACAAAAUGGCGGCAUCGAAGUCACGUGUCCAGCUGUACCGGAUAUAAACAAGCCAGGUGAACAAUGCUCAAAAACAUGGGAGUUUCAGUCUAUAAGUAAACUAGCAUGUCUCUCUAAUGACGAAAAUAACUUGUUUUGUAGCAAAUUAUUUUCAAAUGUUUUAGAAAAGAGAGGCCAAUAUUUAUCUCUGUCCAGUUUGCAAUGAGGCGAUUUUCAGUAGUUGUAAAACGGCGUUCAAAGUGCUUCAACUGCGAAAAAAGUGGAGCCUCGUUCUCAUUCUGUGUCAGAUGCAACCGAACCACUAUUGGUGACAUCUGCUACAAUCCUGAAUGUCAAGAAAGUUUACCAAAAAUAAGAGCAUUGUUAAGGAACUGCGGAACGAGAACUCUGGUAGAUGUGCCGAACUGUCCUUCCGUUCGCGCAUGCCCAGUGUGUCACUGUGUCAUAGAAUACGAUGAGGGAGAAAGUUGUAAACACAUGACGUGUCCACGGAACUCUUGUCAGACGAAAUUCUGUUUUAUUUGUCUGAAGGUGAAGACGGACAAGUAUUACUGGCCGUGUGGGGGCGCUUUUGAGCCAUGUAGUCCUAGUCCGACACAGAAUAUCUAGGAUUUGUCCUAGUGGUGGAUGCGGGUGGGGGAUUGGGUUCGAACUUCUUUUUCUUGGAACCGUGCAUAUUUACUACCGGGGUGUAUUAACUAUACAUAUGUAAAGGAUUAAAGUGCGAAUCAUUAAAGUUUAAAUACCCAGUGAAUCACAAGAAUUGUCUAAACUGGGACAUAAGUUCUUCUACCAGUCGUAAU